AUGUCCGAGGUGCAGGGAACUGUAGAGUUUUCGGUGGAGCUGCAUAAAUUUCAUAAUGUGGAUCUCUUCCAGAGAGGGUUUUACCAGGUGCGGGCCUCUCUGCGUGUGUCGCCACGUGUGCCUCACAGACUCAUCGUCACAACACCCGGUAACACAGGGGAGUGUAGUUUCAGCGCGGCGGGGGUCCAUGAUGAGAGCGUGUUCAGUCGGAUAUUCCAGAUCCUCUACAGGAAUGAGGAGAUCUCACUGGAUGACCGCAUGAAUUUUAAAGUUCACCUGCUGCUGGACGGAGAGAAGGUGGAAGAGGCACUGAGUGAGGUGGAUUUUCAGCUCAAACUCGACCUGCAUUUCACUGACAAUGAACAGCAGUUGGGGGAGAUCUCUACAGUUCCUCUGAUCAGCAGUCGCACUCUUGGCCUGCACUUCCACCCCCGCCGUGGCCUCCAUCACCACGUCCCCGUCAUGUUUGACUACUUCCACCUGUCCGUCAUCUCCGUGUCCAUCCACGCUUCCCUGGUAGCCUUGCAUCAGCCUCUUAUCAGUUUUGCACGUACAGGAAGAGGAGUGUGGCUGGGAAGGACUUCUCCAGAGAGUGAGAGUCAGGCGUCACUCAUAUCUGUGGAGAAUCUGAUGUUUGGGGCUGGAUACUGUAAACCUGUCCUGACUGAGGGCAGUUUUUACGUCCCCUCAGAGAACUGCCUGCAGAGAGCUCACACGUGGCACCGGAGACUCUGUCGCCUCCUGCUGGCCGCUUAUAAGGGCUUACGCUCCUACUUCACCGCACUGAUGAAGGAGAUCCCUGAACUUCACCAGCUACAGAUAGAGGACCUUCCCAUAGAUGAAACAUUAAACCAGCUAUCCAUCCAACUCCAGAUGCAGGAAGGUCAUGAAAAGGCAGCAGAGCAGAUCAGUAGAGAUCUGACUCAACUAUGCUCCCAGUUAGCAGAGCUUUGGUCCCAGUUCCUGCAGGCUGCUGUUCCCAGUGCUCAGGUCCUGUCCUACCUGGCUCAGGAACAUCACACUCUCAGGGUCAGGCGUUUCUCUGAGGCGUACUUCUUCACAGAACACCCAAAGGAGACAUCUCUAACCUUUCAGGAGGACUUGAUAAACAGACACAGUCAGAUCGCUACAGAGGUGCGCAGCUCUGACUACCUGACCAAAAUGCCCCCUCUGCCCGUGGAAUGCCUGGACAUAGACGGAGACUGGAACAGCCUGCCAAUCAUCUUUGAGGACCGAUAUGUCGACACGCCGGUCUUAGAUCAGAAACUGUAUGUGCCAAACUCAACUCCCGCUAAUACCCAGCUCUCCAAUGACCCAGCAGCUACAGAGACCAGUACCAGCAUCCUAGUGGAGAGCCAGGAGUCUCAGUCACCAGCAUUAAAGCAAGAGGAACCAUCCAAUGAGGACUGCAUUGACCUGCCAACAUACAUGACUCUCACUGACCAGCAGAAGGACAGUGCCAUAGACAGAACUGACUCUACUGACGAAAUCGACUCCAUAAAGAGAACUGACUCUGUAACCAGAACUGACUCCAUAAACAGAGCCGAAUGUAUUGACAAAACUGACUGCAUAAACAGAACUGACUCGGUAAACAGAGCUGACUGCAUAAACAGAACUGACCAUGUUGACAGGGCUGACUUUGUAAACCUGCUGGACCCUCAGUCUGAAGAGACUGUGGUAGUAAGUUCAGAACAGACCUCCAGCUCAGGUCUUACGUACAUCGCUGUCAGGCCCAGUGACACCAACCCAUACCAAGGAGAGGCUGUGUUGCUUGUCCAGUCUAACAUCACUGAGCUUUCUAACCAGACUGACUUAAACAGACAAGACCUGGCUUGCAAAGAACACACACAUGAAAAUGAUAUAGAUACACAACCUCACAUUGUGAGCCAAGAGGCUGAUGGAACCACCAGAGUACUGGACAGCAGUUACAUAGAAACCUCUCUGAUACAGGCAAAGGAUCAUGAGAGUGAAGACACGUUCCUCACCACCUCAUCUCUGUCACAGACUCCUCCAACCGAUCUGAUGACCUCGUCCUUUUCACAUAUCAAUGCUCUUAGAGACGGCCGCGCUUUGUCGCUUUCAGAGACCACGCCCAGGGCCGGCUUUCUUGGAGGGUCUAAGAUCAUGAAUCGCUCUGCCUCUGUAAUUUCUGACUCGGGGAUUGAGAGUGAACCGAGCUCCAUGGCAUGGGCUCUGGAGGGGCGUGGCGGUGGGCGGGAGAUCCUGCAGCACCUGGGAAGACGUCGGACAGCUCAUCGAAGUUCUUUGGAGGGUCUGCAGACGGAAAGUCACGGCAGUUUACCCAGCGGUACCCAAGCCUCCCUGGCGUCCAUCAGCUCACUGCCAUAUGAAGAGGACGAACAAAGACAGCUCAGCACCCUCACCAAGUCUGCCUCUGCCCCACAGAUCAGCAGCCCUGAAGACACGGAGGAGGACCAGGACACGCCCAAUCAAGAGAGGCCAAACCAAGAGGGAGCCAAUCAGGAGAGACAGAACCAAGAGGGAGACACCGAGAAGCUUACUAAUGAAGAAUAUUAUGGAAGUAGACAUAGCCUACAUACAGAGAAUGGAGCUCUUUUUGAUGGGGUCAUUGAACAAUGUAACAGUGAGACAGAUUACUGUGAACACGAUGGGUCUGGGGAUAUAAACAAACAUCCAACAACCAAAGGAGAUGUCGAUUGUGACCAUGAUGAUGAUGAUGAUGAUGAGGAUGAGGCUGAUGAUGAUGUUGAUGUUGAUGAUGAAGAUGACAUAAGCUUCCAUCAAAUCCAUCUGAGUGAAACGGGAGACCAGACGAAGCCCCUCCCCCACCUAACCAAUGAACAAGAGAGCCAUGACCUCACCGACCACCCAGCCAAUGAGAAAGAGAGACAUAGUAACCUGAUUGGGAUGAUAACCAAUGAGAAGGAGAAAGAGGGCAAAGGAUCGAAGGGACCCAGUUCUGGCCUGGCUUUCAUGAAUAAAAAGGUGGUGGAAGUUGUGAAUUUGUCUGUAUCCUGUGCCCCAACCUGCUUGCCCUUCUCUUCGGGUUUACGAGACUCACCUUCCGUCAGUGGACUCUCAGCGCGUCAAGCCACCUCCCCCAUUACCCAUCAGCCCCUGGGCUCCUUUGGCAUCAUCUCACCAUCCUCCUCUUUUAUCUGUGCAGAUCAGGAGACCAAUGAAAGAAUGAUCAAUUUCUAUAAGGCUAAAGAGAGCCUGCUAAAAGACCUGGUCUUCAGGGCUAGCCUGUACAGCGACCUGCCCCUGCUGGCCUCCGAACUGCCCUACUUCCCCCCCGAGGAGGACGACGAGGAGUUUGAAGACGGUAUUCAUCUGGUGGUGUGUGUCCAUGGCCUUGAUGGAAACAGUGCGGAUUUACGUCUGGUAAAAACUUUUAUAGAACUGGGUUUGCCCGGAUCCAGACUGGACUUCCUCAUGUCUGAACGCAACCAGACAGAUACAUUUGCAGACUUUGACACCAUGACAGACAGACUGCUGGAUGAGAUCAUUCAGCACAUUCAGCUCUACAACCUCACUGUUGGCAGAAUAAGCUUUAUUGGACACUCUCUGGGAAAUGUCAUAAUUCGUUCAGUGCUAACACGGCCACGAUUCCGCUGUUACCUCAGCAAACUUCACACCUUCCUAUCUCUGUCUGGACCUCACCUGGGCACACUGUACAACAACAGUCCACUGGUCAGCACAGGACUGUGGUUGAUGCAGAAAUUGAAGAAGUCUGGCUCCCUGCUCCAGCUCACAUUCAGAGAUCACACAGAUCCCCGACAAACAUUCCUCUACCAGCUCAGCCAGAAACCAGGUCUGCAAUUCUUCAAGAACGUUGUGCUGGUGGCCUCCCCUCAGGAUCGUUAUGUUCCCUUCCACUCAGCUCGCAUCGAGAUGUGUCGCACUGCACUGAAAGACAGAACCACAGGCCCUGUGUACACAGAGAUGAUCAGUAACCUGCUGCAGCCUGUCCUGCAGGCUAAAGACUGUCGCCUUAUCAGACACAAUGUGCUCCACGCUCUGCCCAACACGGCUAACACGCUGAUAGGACGCGCCGCCCACAUCGCUGUGCUCGACUCUGAACUCUUCCUGGAGAAGUUCCUGCUCGUUGCCGGCCUCGAUUACUUCAAAUAG
Messenger RNA from Chanos chanos (milkfish), 4116 nucleotides. RefSeq names its product family with sequence similarity 135 member B (gene fam135b). The record is from RefSeq and is a predicted model, not a curated record. The coding region runs from base 1 to 4116 and encodes 1371 amino acids. The transcript has 21 exons. Gene Ontology annotation, biological process: lipid metabolic process. NCBI's taxonomy places the organism in Eukaryota, Metazoa, Chordata, Actinopteri, Gonorynchiformes, Chanidae.